Messenger RNA from Brienomyrus brachyistius, 2161 nucleotides. Its product is annotated as cytochrome P450 4B1. The transcript has 14 exons. Bases 336 to 1880 code for a protein of 514 amino acids. The record is from RefSeq and is a predicted model, not a curated record. Lineage: Eukaryota; Metazoa; Chordata; Actinopteri; Osteoglossiformes; Mormyridae. Gene Ontology annotation, molecular function: iron ion binding; monooxygenase activity; heme binding.
AGUUUAGCGUACCUGUGGAAGCUGAAAGGAAGAACGGCGUCACAUGUCCCGGAACCAAAAAAGCAUUUAACUUAUGUGUCACACGACGAUCAAGGUGUCAAAGAAUAUUUAUUAUGCUGGACUUUACCAUAUUUACAAAACGCGUCGUUCGAAAUAAAAUACUGUCGUGUUGACGUGAAUGACAAGCUUGUUUUUUGGCUAGAAACCCCAGCAUGAUCGGUUGCUUACGAUUCCCAACAUUGCUUCCUAUGGGGCCAGCCUGAAGCUCCACCCCUGUCGCAGUAUUUCGCUUGUACUCUGCCCAGGUUCUGAGGGACGAGUGGUUUCCACAGGCCAUGGAGAUGCUUGACACGACCGUGCUUCCCUUCUGGCCGAGGCGCGUCUGGCACCUGGCGUGCGUCUUUUGCUUAGUUGCCAUCGCCUUCAAGCUGGCAAAGCUGCUAGUGAAGAGGAGAGAAUUCGUCCGGGUGCUUCAGCCUUUCCCAGGACCACCUAAACACUGGCUUUACGGCCACGUCCAUGAGUUUCCCCAGGACGGGACAGAUUUAGAGAAGAAUAUAAAAUGGGGAGAGAAGUAUCCUCUGGCUUUUCCCUUGUGGUUCGGGCCUUUCGUGGCUUUUCUGAAUAUCCACCACCCGGAAUACGUGAAGACUAUCCUGGCAUCCACAGAGCCAAAAGACGACUUUGCAUACAAAUUCCUUAUUCCAUGGAUAGGGAAUGGUCUGCUUGUGUCACAAGGUCAGAAAUGGUUCCGCCACAGAAGACUGCUCACCCCUGGCUUCCAUUAUGACAUCCUGAAGCACUAUGUUACACUCAUGGCUGAUUCUGCAAGGGCCAUGCUGGACAAAUGGGAGAUUUACGCCGACCAGGAUGAACCAUUCGAGCUUUUCAAUCAUGUGAGCUUGAUGACACUGGACAGCAUAAUGCAGUGCGCGUUCAGCUGCAGAAGCAAUUGUCAGACCGAAAGUGGCACCAACUCCUACAUUCAGGCUGUCUACGAGCUGAGUUACCUUGUAAACCUCCGGUUCCGCACCUUUCCUUACCACAGUGACAUUAUCUUCUACCUCAGCCCGCAUGGUUACAGAUUCCGAAAGGCCUGCAAGAUAGCACAUAAGCACACAGAGGAGGUCGUUAGACAAAGGAAGGAGGCUCUGAAGAAUGAACGGGAACUGGGAGCAGAACAGAAGAAGAGGAACCUGGACUUCCUUGAUAUCUUGCUGUGUACAAGAGACGAGGACCAGCAGGGGCUGUCAGACGAAGAUAUCCGUGCCGAGGUGGACACGUUCAUGUUCGAGGGGCACGACACGACAGCCAGCGGGAUCUCCUGGAUUUUCUACGCCCUGGCCGGCCAACCCGAGCACCAGGAAAAAUGUCGGGCUGAGGUCAUGGAUGUCCUUAAAGGGAAGGACACCAUGGAAUGGGAAGAUCUGAGCAAAAUCCCAUACACCACCAUGUGUAUAAAGGAGUGUCUCCGACUCUAUCCGCCGGUCCCUGGGACAUCUCGCAAGCUGACGAAGCCCAUGACUUUCUUCGACGGCCGGACGUUACCAGAAGGUUUCCUCGUCGGAACCAGCGUUUUCGGCAUUCACCGGAACCACAUGGUUUGGGAAAACCCCCAUGAGUUCAACCCCCUGAGAUUCCUCCCGGAAAACUGUGCCAAGCGCCCUCCCCACGCCUUUGUGCCCUUCUCUGCGGGCCCGAGGAACUGCAUUGGGCAGAACUUCGCCAUGAAUGAGAUGAAGGUGGCUGUGGCCCUGACUCUGAAACGGUACCGAUUGGAGAGGGACCCCAGCUUUGUCCCUAAGAUGAUCCCGCGGUUGGUGCUCCGCUCCCUCAACGGCAUCCAUCUAAAGAUCAAGCGUGUGACGCCCGACCCCUGAGUCCCAGCCCCCCGACUCUAUAAAAACAGACAUUCCCGCUCUACAUAAUGCCUUUUACAAUUACAUUAACUAUUCCACACGGUAUUGGUGUCGAUGUCAUAGUGUUAAUGGUUAUACUGAAAUUAGGAUGAUUUAAAAUCUUAAUCCAGAUUUUAUGCAAAUUGAAGAGAUGUGCUCUUGGCAGAGCAUCCUGGAAGAUAAGCUAUUGUGUUACCAAGACAACAGUUUGUCAGACCCUCCCCCCUAAAUUCGAACAUGAUUAAAGACACUGAUUAAAUGUG